AAUUCACCAUUCUCGUCUGUGACCUUCCAAUAUAAAAGGCCACAAUCACAAUUAGUGAUUUCUUCUUCCCUCCUCCUUCCCCAAUCUAACAGAGUUGGUUUCAUGAGAUCCAAGGUUUCUUAGGUUUUCAUCGCUUUUCUUUCCUUUCUUCGUGGGAGAAAGAUCGCUGUUUCUCUUAACGAGUCUUUAGUCUUUUACCAUAUACAUUCUGGAUUUGGAGAGGCGUGCAUCUCUUCUACAUGUUUGGGAGUGGAUUUUCCUAGUUGACAGUGCGUUCUUUACACUCUGGCCGCUGCAGCAAAAUCGUAUUCUUCUCGCACCUCUAAGUGGGUGUGGGGUAGUUAUGAAAGGGUGAUUAUAUUAUGUGUGCUAAGGAGAUCAAAAUCAUCACACAUUUGGAGAAUGUGCCGUGUUUCAGAGGGUCUGUCGCUCGACUAUGGCUAAGAUUCAGAAAGUUUGACGGAGCUCCUAAAUUCUGAUAGGUAGUAAUUGUACCCAGAAAAUCUGUGUAAUUUUGGACUUGGUUAAGAUGUGCCCAGUAGUUAUUCAUAAAUAAGUACACAAUAGUGAAAAUAGUGUGUGUAUGAAGUUAUGGUCUAUGUUUCACAAUGGUUAGGUUCUCAUGCUUCCAUGCUUACAUCAUUCGCCAUAAAUCAAAGAAAACUGCUCAACUGUCUGCUGGAGCGAUAGAUAGACCAUCUCAGGAUCAAGCUCUGAAGGUUCCCAGUAUACCUUCUAAUUUGAAUCCCGUUCUCUUGAAACCUUACGAGGAUACCCCUUCCAACACCAGUGCCAAGCAGCUUAAGAAUUCCUCUUUUGUCGAGUGUUGCUCAAAAUCCAAGGAAAUGAAUAGUAGUUUCAGUACUGAGGGUGAUAUUAAAGUUCAUCAGAUGGUGCACCUUAAAAAGAGUCUGUCUCUGGAAAGUGGAUUGGACAGAGAACGAAAAGACUUUUCCAGGGUUGGUGCUGAGGAUGAGAUAUAUCUGGUAUCUACAGGCGAUGAUUCCCAUGAAAUGAACUCUAGUUCAAUAUUUGAUAUUCUUGACCAUGGUGUGCAAAUGAAAGAAUCAUUUGACGAGAAGAGCCCAGGAAUCAACUUGCUUAAUCAAUGUCAUGAAGAUCUUAUCACUGAAUCUUUUCGAGUGAAUUGUGUUUCAGUACAUAGUGACAGCAUUUUCUCAAUUGGAGAUCCAAAGCAGCUUGAAAGAGGAAAUGAAGAUUUUGUUAUCCAGUUAUCUGGUGAGCAUGGCACGGACUCUGGACUCAGUACAUCACCUACUCCACCCAUUAUUGCAAAAGCACAUUCAUUGCCUGACCUGGGAGUUUGUACACCUCACUCGGGAGAAGGUUCCUCUUCCCCAGUAUAUAUGGGACCCAACUGCAGAUAUUCUGGUACUUUUUAUGCUCAAAAUGCCAAGAGGGAAGAGUUUGUAAAUCAUGAAGUUAGAUCUUCUGCACUGGCACAGAAAAGGGAUAACAGCUUAUCUGAGAAUGAAAAAGAUAAAUGUGAGAAUAUUUUUGGUUAUGGAUACAAUUCUUUUGGCUUCAUAGGUCCAGAAAAAAACUGGAUAGCUGAGGGAAGGGAUGGAGUAGCCAUGGCGAAAAAGCUUCAGGGAGAACCCUCUGUCCAAAAGUGGAGUGAGUUGCCUAGUAAGGAUUUCAAGAUCAAGCGUAUUGAGGAGUGGGUUAGCAUGAUUAAUCUUCUGGAUAACAGUCCUUUAGAGGAAACAAGUGAACCUGCCCAUUCUACGAAUGAGAUAAAGAAAUCCUCUGCAGCUUUGGAUCCUAAAAACGCUACUCCAGGUUUAGAGGCGGCAAAGAGCUACAUCUCAUCUUUGACUGCCACGUCCACAUCAGCUCAGCUGACAAAUCUUGGGUUGGUUGUGGUCCCAUUUCUUAGUGCUUUUGUUAGCCUAAGGGUGCUUAAUUUAUCAGGAAAUGCUAUAGCGAGGAUAACUGCCGGUGCUCUUCCACGUGGCCUCCAUGUGUUAAAUCUGUCAAAAAACAAUAUUUCCAUCAUUGAAGGCCUUCGUGAACUUACACGCUUGCGUAUACUGGACCUGAGCUACAAUCGAAUAUUCAGACUCGGUCAUGGACUGGCUUAUUGUUCAUCUGUUAAGGAGUUAUAUCUAGCUGGCAACAAAAUCAGCGAAGUGGAAGGUCUACAUCGUCUCCUCAAACUGAACAUCCUGGAUUUGCGCUUCAACAAAAUAUCAACAGCCAAAAGCCUUGGCCAACUCGCAGCCAACUACAGUUCCUUACAAGCCAUUAGCUUGGAAGGCAAUCCGGCACAGAGAAAUGUUGGGGAUGAACAACUAAAGAAAUAUCUACAAGGUCUUCUGCCCAAUCUGGUUUACUUGAAUAGGCACCCUAUCAAAGCUAACUCUUCAAAGGAGGUUGCUGACCGUCCAGCUCGAUCAGCGCUCAAUGUGCAUAAAUUUGAUGGUGGCCUAAGAUCAGAACUUAAGCUGACCCGGAAGGGAAGCCUUAAUGUAGCAUACCACAAACCAUCAUCUUCAUCCAGCCACACCCGUACAAGCAGAGGCACAGGCUCGGUAAAUCGGUCUAAGAGUCGGCAAGGGCACGUCCCACCAAUCGGAACUAAAGGGACUACCGAACCUCAUCACCAUUAUCUUGACCUUAGUAUGAAGUUGAAAAACCUGCGCUCAGGGCUCUCUAUGCACAGGAGUCAAAGUGCGGGAGAUCUGGGAGCUCCAUGAUCAGAUCUCCAGUUUUUAUCCAUUAGUUUGUUUUUGUAAGAUUUAAUUUACUUUUGAGAUAUUGGAUUACUGGAAACUUUAGGGGAAAAAAGGAUUACUAGAAACUUGAAUACCUGAUUGUUUGCAACACAAUAUUAAAUUGGUUUGCAGCUUAUUUUUAUCGUA
Macadamia integrifolia is the source of this 2885-nucleotide messenger RNA. RefSeq lists its product as uncharacterized. Gene Ontology annotation, molecular function: protein kinase binding. The record is from RefSeq and is a predicted model, not a curated record. The transcript is spliced from 5 exons. Bases 609 to 2720 code for a protein of 703 amino acids. Gene Ontology annotation, cellular component: cytoplasm. Lineage: Eukaryota; Viridiplantae; Streptophyta; Magnoliopsida; Proteales; Proteaceae.